UGGGCAGGGCAGGGCAGGGCUGCGCUGCGCUGGCUGCGCUCCCGGUAGCUUCUUGGCUUCUGGCCGGGCCGGGCUCGGGCUCGGGCUCUCGCUCGCUCCCUAGCUCACUCGCUUGUUCGGCGGCGGGGCUGGGCUCCGGGCUGCGGGGCGGUGCCGGGACAGGAAGCGGAAAGCAGCAGCGGAGCGGCAGCGGCGGGGCUGCGCGGAGCCUCUGCACGGAGCCCAGCGCAGGCCGCAGAGCCGGGGGUCUGCAGGGCGCCGAGACCCCGCGCUGGGGGCGUCCGCACCCGCCGGGACCCAGGUGGAUGUUGCAAGCUAAAGUACCUCUUUCUUGGCCUUUUUCCCAGUGGAGGAGUUGAAGACCACUACCCCAAUUCCCAGGCUUCUCCCUUUGGUGAAAAGCUCUCAAUAGCUGGUGGUCCUUUUCUCCCAAGAAAAGCCAAUACCUGCCCCUUCCCCAAGGGCAAGGUGCCCUCUGCUAUGGAUACCGAAUCGACAUACUCUGGAUAUUCUUACUAUUCAAGUCACUCCAAGAAAUCUCACAGACAGGGGGAGAGAAAUAGAGAGAGACACAAAUCCCCCCGAAGUAAAGAUGGCAACCGUUCAGAAAAAUCUGUCACCAUUCAGGCUCCUCCAGCAGAACCUCUGCUGGGGAAUGAUUCUACUCGGGCCGAGGAAGUACAGGAUGACAACUGGGGAGAAACCACCACCGCCAUCACUGGCACUUCGGAACAUAGCAUCUCCCAGGAGGACAUUGCUAGAAUCAGCAAGGACAUGGAGGAUAGCGUUGGACUGGAUUGCAAACGCUACCUUGGCCUGACAGUGGCAGCGGUCCUGGGUCUUCUUGUUUUCCUCACCCCUAUUGCCUUCAUUCUCUUACCCCCAAUUCUAUGGAGGGAUGAGCUGGAACCAUGUGGCACAAUAUGUGAGGGGCUCUUCAUCUCGGUGGCGUUUAAGCUCCUAAUCCUUCUCAUCGGGACCUGGGCCCUCUUUUUCCGUCAUCAAAGAGUGGAAAUGCCCCGGAUCUUUGUAUUCCGGGCCCUCUUACUGGUCCUUAUAUUUCUGUUUGUGGUUUCCUAUUGGCUUUUCUAUGGUGUCCGCAUCCUGGACUCAAGGGACCGAAAUUACCAGGGCAUCGUGCAAUAUGCAGUCUCCCUCGUGGAUGCUCUUCUCUUCAUCCAUUACCUAGCAAUUGUACUACUAGAAAUCCGGCAGCUACAACCCAUGUUCACGCUGAAAGUUGUCCGGUCGACUGAUGGCGAGUCACGAUUUUAUAGUCUGGGAAACUUGAGCAUACAGCGAGCAGCAUUGGUAGUUCUGGAAAAUUACUACAAAGAUUUCACCAUCUAUAAUCCAACCCUCUUAACAGCCUCCAAAUCUCGAGCAGCUAAGCACAUGGCUGGCCUAAAAGUCUACAAUGUAGAUGGCCCAGGGAACAAUGCUGCUGGACAGUCUAGGGCCAUGAUAGCUGCAGCUGCUCGACGCAGAGACUCCAGCCACAAUGAACUAUAUUAUGAAGAGGCAGAACAUGAACGUCGAGUAAAGAAACGGAAAGCCAGGCUGGUGGUUGCUGUGGAGGAAGCCUUUGUCCACAUCCGCCGCCUCCAGGAAGAAGAACAACAGAAGGUCCCUGGAGAAGUGAUGGACCCCAGAGAGGCAGCCCAAGCCAUCUUCCCUUCCAUGGCCAGGGCUCUGCAGAAGUACCUGCGUACCACCCGGCAGCAGCAUUAUCACACCAUGGAGAGCAUCCUGCAGCAUCUUUCCUUCUGCAUCACCAACAACAUGACCCCCAAGGCUUUCCUAGAACGUUACCUCAAUGCGGGUCCAACCCUGCAGUAUGAAAAGGAUCGAUGGUUCUCCAAGCAGUGGACACUCGUUAGUGAAGAAGCUGUUACAAAUGGACUAAGGGAUGGAGCUGUUUUUGUUCUUAAGUGCUUGGACUUCAGCCUUGUAAUUAAUGUGAAGAAAAUCCCAUUCAUCGUGCUUUCUGAAGAGUUCGUAGACCCCAAAUCUCAUAAAUUUGUCCUUCGCUUACAAUCCGAGACAUCAGUUUAAAGGUUUUAUAUUUGUUGCUUUUAAAUAUAUAUAUAUAUAUUAUAUUGUGGGAUUUUUCUCUGGUUUUGGUUUACUCCGAUGCUGACUGAAACUGGCAGAUGACAGACCAGUAUUCUUUGACCAUCUGCACUUUAUUUGGAAGAAGGUAGGGGACGCUUGUCCUGAAGAGUGACCACAAGAGGCAUGGCUACAGUAGUUGACCCUCCUACAGAAGCCUUCUCACUUUUUGCCAGAGUCUUAUAGAUAGCUGUAAACCAAAUUGGAGUUGGCGUGUUCAUGGGAACCUUGCCUUAUAGCAGCUAGUCCUCUGUCUCAGUGUCAUUCAGUUCCACCUCCCCCCAUCCUCCACCUUGUUCUCUCCACAUUCCGUCUGUCUGUCCGCCCUACUGGGUCCACUUCCUGUUCCCACAGGUUCCUAGAGAAUUGCCUCUCUUCAUAGUUAACGCUCCUGGUGUAUGGACAACCGUUCACACUAGGAACAAAGUGACCCUGACUGGCCCAGGAAAGACAAGAAGUUUGUCUGCCCAGCCUGUAUUGUGUAUAAAGGUCUAGCACUGCUUCGCCAUCGUGGGCCAUUGGCCAUUACAGAAAAUGCCUUUCUUUUUUUCAUCUUUGCUGCCUUCAGAUCCUUCAGAGAAAUCACAGUGAAAAUGUGCACUAUCAAAUUGUGGUUCUUGCAUUGUUUGAACCCUCCCUCUCCUCCCCCAGCCUCAUCCCCACCUCUCACUCCCCAAAGAUUUUGCUCUGUUUGUCUUACUUAGUCCUGCUCCCAUCCUGUUUGGGAGCAGCCCUUGUCCAUGGCUGUUGUUGCUGGCUCUUCUUCUUAGAGAUGGGAGGACUAAAUAAAAACAAAGCCCCAGCUUUUCAGUAAGAGCCUCCAUGACUACUCUUCACUUGCACCCAUUGUAGAUUUGCACAGACUCAUAAUAGCUACUUAGAAGAUGCACACCUAAAUCUCCCUGCAUCCCUCCUUCUUCUGAGAUUGGCCACCAACAAGAGAGAACUCCAUCCAGAUUCAGCAAGCAAUUAUAAAGCGUGCCAGGGACAUAGACUAUAAAAAACUGUGGUUUAGAGAUAGGCAGGUAUGACUGAGUGUCAUCCAGCUUUGUGAAACAGAGAGAAGGAAGGGAGGAAGGAAGGGAGGAAGGAAGGAAGGAAGGAAGGAAGGAAGGAAGGAAGGAAGGAAGGAAGGAAGGAAGGAAGGAAGGAAGGAAGGAAGGGAGGGAGGGAGGGAUGGAGGGAGGGAGGAAGGGAGGGAGGAAGGGAGGAAGGGAAGGAGGAAGGAAGGAAGGGAGGAAGGGAAGGAGGAAGGGAGGGAGGAAAAGUUAUAAUAAAAAUCCUCACAAAGAAGGAAGGGAAGAAGAGAGGAAGGAAGGAAGGAAGGAAGGAAGGAAGGAAGGAAGGAAGGAAGGAAGGAAGGAAUCCUUCAAGGUUGCCCUACAAAAAAAGAUCAAAUUAUAUCCACUAUAAUGGCAGCUAACUACAUCCAAUUCCUGUUUAUUUUCUGACCAUCUUCACUGUGUGGCUUUUUGCCUCUAAAAUACUACAAGGGAGAAAAGGAGCUAUUUUGAUACCUUUUAGGGUCUUUAUUUCUUUGGUGGGAGGGAUGAGAGGGAACUCAGAAAGGGCUCAAGUGAAUCAGAAUUAGUUGGUUACAUAUAACUUAUUUUAAAGGGGCUCAUUUCCCAGCUCUAUGUCUGGGGGGUGGGGAGCUCACUCUAGCUGAUCACCAGCCAUGGUGGAAUAAGAAGCUGGACCCUGCCAAAGAACCAAUGGGGAUGCCAACCUAUUCAACACUGUCUCUCUAGCAGGGCCAUCUUGGAGCAGUCUUUUGCCUCCAGCUCCUAUGUUUCCACCACAAACUUUAAAAAUUUUAUUUUAAAGACUUCAGUAUUGCUUCACAGCCAGGUCAUCUGCUGCAUCAUGUUGUCUGAGAUGUUUUCAUUGUCCAGCAUGCAUUGGUUUUAAGAACACUGUUUUGUAAGUUUUUAUGAUUGUUCAGUACUUUGUGUAUCCUUAAAAACAAUGUCUUUGGAAGUUUAUGUGAUAUCUGUUACUGAAAAUUAGCCUAUGCUCUUGGGUCGACAGUGUUCUAAUUCUGCAGCAAAAUGGGUAGGGAGGAAGGGGGAUUCCUUGGGGCUUGGCCCCGUGCCAGAAUCCACUGUUCAGCUCCUAGGACCAUCCCCUCUGCUCAUGGAAAUACAUAUCAUUUAACUGUGGUGCUGCUCUCCUUUGGGAUUUUGCCUUCAAGGUCCCCUCAGAACUGGAAGUUGCUUCAAAUGCUCAGUCACCUUCUCAGGAAAUAGAUUUGGAGUGUGGCAAUGUGAUCUUGGUACAUAAAGGUGUGUUCCAGUACUAAGUGCAGAAUAAAUGGGCAGCUGCUGGAUAGGAAACCUCUUUUUAAAGGAUCCUUUAGGUGGCACCUAGGUAGCUUUGUGAAUCAAGAGCCAGGCUUAGAGACGGGAGGUCCUGGGUUCAAAUCAGUAUUGAUUCUAAGAUGGAGAGUAAGAGUUUUUAAAAAAAUAAAUAAAGGGUCCUUUAAGAGGAUGCUUGUGAGAUAAAAAUUCUGGUCUUUAAAAAGAACUCCUUUGUGUUACUAGUCAGCCUUUCCAUUGCUAACUUCUGGAAGGAGUUAACUUGGCCUUGCUCUCUGCCCACUAUAUUUGUAAUUUCUCCAUUGAAUUUCUCCAACUUUGGGAUAGUGGCAGGUGAGUUUGUUUUCAUUCUUUGCAGAAGCCCUACCUACCAUCUGUGCAUUCCUGGCGCUAUUGGAAAGGCUGAAAAAUGGAGAAACUCAUUUUCCGUUUGAACCCAGACCCUACAUGGGAAAUCAUUUGGUUUUCUAAAGAGUCACUUUAAAAAAUUGAGCUGGGAUUUUGAGGAUAAACUUGGGUUGAGUUUCUCAUGGAUAUGAAAAAGUAAAGUCCUUUUGCUCUAUAUUUGAUACUAUAUUUAUAACUCUUAGGAUUUAGGGAAUGGAUUCAAUGGAAGCAAUUGGCAUACAGUAUUCUGAAACAAACUUGCUAAAGCAAUAUAGCUAGUAAGUUUUCUCAGUAUAUCCUUCUGUUAGGUAACCUGUGACAAAUGAAAAAAAAAUUUCCUAGGAAAAAAUAUAUUUAUUAGAAGCAUAAGGAACAUGCAGAUCAGCAAAAAGGGACUAUAGAUUGCCUUUAAAUGCUAUUUUUAGUCUGUUUCUUCUAUACCCACUAACUAGUUUUCAAGUUUACAAAGUAGAAAUGCACAAACCACUCAGACUUUAUAAAGACUAUGCCACGUACCUCUGAUUUUUCCUAGUGAUUUAUCAAGGGAAAACUCCAAAUCAAAUGUGUCUUUAGCAUACCAGUCAUGAUAUGGCAUACCUCGUAAGCACCAGCCCAUGUUUUGAGUAUUUCCAGCCUUACCUUGUUUUUUAAAGUCCUUAAUAUUAACCUGGACACCCAAAUCCUUAUUUGCAUUUUAGAAACCAAGGACUGAGCUCAAGAGAAAUCCUUCACAGUUACAUUAUCUAAACCAUCCUCCUCAUUCUUUGAAAAAAAGAGACCCAAGAGUCUUGCCCAAGGUCACAACUAGCAGCCAGUGGGAGAGGUGAGAUUAGAACUCAAACCUUCUUACAGUCAAGAAUUCUUUCCACUGUACCUGUUAGCUCAAAUUGAAAAUUGGAGCUUUGUUGAUCAGUCUCCCAACUCCUGUUACCAAUUUAAUCUCUUCUCUCCCAUUUUCUCUGAUCUGUAUAUAAACCACAUCCAUUCAUAAUGUAUGGCAUGGGGAUGUCUACAAUCUCUGGUAUGACUAGAAUUUUAUUGUAUUGAGUUUUGCUGACUAUUGGCUUCUGUUUGAGAAUCCUUUUUGUUAUACAGAAAUAUGGUAUUUAUUAUUACAUGAUUGGGCCACUAUCCAUCUGUGUGUUCUUUCAUGAAAGGGAAAUGUACUUAUUUCUAUCCACCCAUGGAUUCCUGAGUAUAUGUGUACGUCUGUCUCCAUGUCAUUUUUGUAGGUCUGUCCUGGUGUACAAAUUUAUUAUCAUACAUGUCUACCCUUUGGCUACAAACUGAAUGAAUGUCUUCGCCCCUUGGGGAUGGCCCCCCCCUGGAUGAAAGGGUCCCCCCUGGCACACGGCACUUAGUUAUAACCCAGGCGGGAUAGUAGAUAGGACUUCAGAAUAGGAGUAUGCUUGUGUUUGGAUAUCUGUGUCUGCUUGGGUGUCUGUAUUCCUGUCUGGGUUUCUGAUGUAUCUGUGAAAGGCAGCACAGACAUUUAUAGCUGUGGGAUAUGGGUGGGAAUAUGUUUGUGUGGGUAAGAAUGCCUGGAUCCCUAUUUGUAACUUCAUUUGUGUGUUUUAUGUAUCCUCUCAGUUGUUUUCCAGCUAAACUUGGAGAAAUACUUACAAGUCACUUAAUGAUUUUGUUUUAAAAAUAAGGCCUCCCUACUUUCUUGCCACUUAUUUCUUCCUCCUCCUCCUCCUCCUCUUCCUCCUUUUCCAUUUUCCAGUACUUGAAGCCUAGACACAAUGGUUUCUCCCUAGUAAUUCCAAUGUAGGAUAGGAAUCCACUUACCAAGGGCCAAUUUGGAGCCAGUAAAAUUAGCUGCAUGUAGAAUAUUUCUAGAUGAAUGAGACUAACAAAAUGAAUAUUAGCGAAACAUAACAGAGACCAAAUCCCAUCACAAGAAUCACUUUUAUUGCACAAUAUUCACUACAUUGGAGCCUCCUAGUCUUUCCCCCUAAAACGUGAGUUUGGCGACCCGUCCUAAAAUUGGUUAAACCUGUCCUAAAUCAAUUAUUAUUGGAAGUGCCAAGGAAAUAGCACAUUUUGUAACUUACAACAGAGCCCUGAAUCAUGGACUCUGAAGACUGCCGAAUGAGGCUGUGGUCCAUGGUUCUAGUUCUUGGAACAUCCAGUACUCUUCUCUUCCCAAAAUUAUGAUGAGCAAGUCAAAUGUGUAGCAGAAUGACAAAGAAAAAGGGACCUUUGAAUCCUGUCUCUCGCACUUUCUUCCAGUGUGACAUUGGACAGGUGAUCUUCUAUGAGCCUCAGUUUCCUCAUCUUUAAGAUCAGAUAGCCCAUGAGGAACCUGAAAUCCAAUAGCCUCUUUAUUAGUAUUAGUACAGUUAUACAACAAAAUCCCAUUGUGAUGCUAGCCAAUGUUUCUCUGGUGCUUUAAGAUUUGCAAAGUACUUUAUGAAUAUAACUGUGAGGAAAUAAUCACCAGUUGAAAGACUUAUCAGAUGAAAGAUUUGUAAGCUUAUUAUAAUGAGCCUGGCCUCUCUAAGGCACUUGAAAGUUGGAUAUGGACAAUAAUAUUAAUAAUAUAUAAUAUAAUAAUAAAUAAUAUUAAUAAAAUAAUAGCUAGCAUUUAUAUAGCUCUUUAAGGUUCACAGAGCACUUUUUCAAAUAUUUCAUUUGAUCCUUACAACAGAUCCAGGAGUUAGGUGUUAUUAUCCCUAUUUUACAAAUGAAGAAACUGAGGCUCAAAGAGGUUGAUUGAUUUGCCUACCAUCACACAGCUAAGUGUCUGUGGCUGGAUUUGAACUUGGGUCUCCCUGACUCCAAGCAUAUGGGUGGAAAACAGAGGUCACAAUUUUGAGUUCCUCCUCGAAAGAAUUUCUCAAUGCUCUUUGGCCACAAUGAACCUGGACACAAUGAACUCUGUGCCUCAAACACCUGAUAACAGGGCUGCCCUACCUCCUCCCUCUUCUUAGGUGGGAAGAGCCUCUCUUUUAGGUCUCUGGCAUUAGCCUGGAACCUUUCAGCAUCCCAGGCUACUUCUGGCUGCAGUGCUGUUUGGUGAAUCCUCUCUGCCAUAUCUUGGAAGUGGAUAAAUUAAAUGUGGGGGAUUGAGCUGCCUGGGGAAAACUCAGGAAUGUAGCUCUGCCUUCUGCAUCUCCUAAAGACCACACUGUGGGAAUGAAAAGGCAUUGAGAUCUGGAAGGGACUUUAGAGACUAUUGAGUUCAACCCUUCUUCAUUUCAUAGAUCAAAGCAUAGAAAAGCUGUGACCCACCCAGGGUCAUAUAGCCAGUAAUGACAUAAGCAGGGUUUAAAUCAAGUCUUCCUGGCUUUAAAUCCCAUUCUGUAUCCACUAAUUCAUGCUACCUCUUUAUUUCUUCCAAGUAGCUUAAAGGUAUUAAUUCAUACCUAUUUAGAAAAUUAUUAACUUAGCGAAUAGGAGAGGAAAUCAGAAUGAAAGAUUUGGGAUUCAUGAAAUCAAUUCUCUGUUACUUGUUUUGGGAGUGGACCAAGUGCUUUGGAGUUAUCCUGUCUUUUUGUCCCCUUCUGCCACUUCUCAGGGGUUUGGCCAAACCAGAAGAGAUGGCCAAACUCAACUCUGUUGGUUCUGCUGUUCUUUGGCAGAUACACUGUAGUUUGUUGUCAUUGUUUUUCAUUUUUGCUUCAAAUGAGGAGGGAGGAGUUUAAAACUACUGGCUAAAAUGGGAUUUGUGGAAUGUCUUACAGAAUUUUCUUCUCUUGCUAACCUUUCUUCCUUCUUACCACCACACCCCAUCCUAAAUCCCAGUGGUUUGGAUUUGUGUUCACUUACCUAUCAAAUAAAUCCUUUUAAUAGGGUCAAGUUUAAGUCGUCCCACAUUUAUAAAUGCUCCUUCCAAUUGGGAGAAUUUGAGCUAACAGGCUUUUACAGAAUUGCUUGGUAAGUGAAUGAGUGAUUAAUCCAUGGAUGGCCUAAAGUUACCCCUAAAGAAAUUCAAUGAACUUCAGUAAUUAUGCUUCAUUCCUUAGUCCAUUCUUUCACCAGAGGCAGCCCCACAGAAGAACAAGAAGCUUUUAUCUUGAGUCCUGGAGGAGAAAUGGGAAUAGCCUGCAAGGUUUUCCCUACUGAGGGCUUUUCUUCCUUCCCUAGAAAUGUCUAUGUGAAAAGGAAAUGAAUGUAUAGCCAUCUCUGGUUUUGUGUGUAGUGUGUAUUGAUGUAUGUUUAUUCCUGCAUUCUUACAGUUGAUCAGGCUCUGUUAAAAAUAACACUCCGCCUAUCAAUGCUUCCGUCCUAAGGUAGGGGUGGAGGGGCUGUGUGUGCUCAGGGAAUUGGUCAUGGGGGCUCAGGUCCUUUCCCCCAUUGGUGGCUCAUUUUGAUUGACUGCAGAGUGGUCCAGAAUCACAGCUGUGCCAGUCACCACUCCAAUAAUCCACGUGAAAAGGACUUGGUGGCCCCUUUUCAAUUCUAUCAGUUUUUGGUGAGGAAAUAAAUGAGCAUCCAUCCAUGCAACCCCCCUCUCCCCUAAUCUGAACUGUAAAGAUCAUAAUUCAAUACUUCCAUGGACCUGUGAUCUCAUCAAUGUUGGGUCCUCCCUCUAGCAAUACUGGUCCCAAUCAAGUCAUGACCACCCAUUCUGUGGGAUUCUGUCCUGUGAUUCCGAUUCAGGGAAUCCUCCCGACAGUACUGAAAGGAUACCUCCAGAUUCCUCAGCACCCCCUUGGACCCAAUGGAAAGCAUGCAGGCUAUGCUCAACAUGGAGCGAGUAGUACCAGUAGGCUGACCAUUUGGUGAUGAAGUCUUUCACCAUGGCAACCCAUGAGGUCUGAGCUUUCCAAGUUAGAUCAUCCCUUGCAAAGAAGCGUGUAGAAGAAGAGUUGGUUCCAUUUAUAAAAUGAUUCACUGUGAUGCAUCUAAAAAGAAAUCUGCACUUGUGAAUUUGAAAUAAAAUUUCAUUUCUGCUCAACUUUUUUUGUACACAUCCCUUCUGGACAAGAGAAGUGCAAUUGCAUUUGGUACUCUGGAGUGGGGAGGAAGGGAGAUUGCAAAAGAAACUGAGGAUCCUCAGACCAUAGUUUAGAGCAACCACACUGUACUUGAUGACUUGAUAGCCACCUCUGUCUAGGAGCCAGACUGAGCUUAGCCACUUCUGAUGAGAGCCACCACGCCACUGGCCAAGGGCUAAAGCCUUUAGAACCAGCACCAGCAAAAGCCAAUCACUAACCAAAGGUCCACAAGCCUUUGCGCACAGCUUCGAUUCAGCAUCUCCUUGGGAAUGAAUUUUACCACCACUGCACCUGCCACCCAUUGGGUCAUUGGGUUAUGACAAAGCCUGAUUGCACGUUUCCUACACGAAUGGUGUAGUCAAGUGGGUUCUGGUUUUGUUUUUGUUCUUAAUAUGUACAAGAAUGAAUUGACGCUAACCAGCAUCUCUCUGCACAUGGAACUUUAAUUGCAAUCAUAAAUUUUAUGAAAUGAAAUCUUUUAUAGUUGUGAAAUUAGUAGCAAAGUUUUCGUGUCUGUGACGAACACAAAGUCUAGCUUCCUGAGAUUGUUUCAGUUUGGGUUCCACAAGUUCUAGGUUUUGUUCCACUCUCUGCUCCUCUCCCAAUAAACUAAAACAUUUUACACUUUGCAUAUUUUGUACUGUAAAUCUUGGAAAAUAAACAGAUCCUAAAUA
This is a messenger RNA of Monodelphis domestica (gray short-tailed opossum), 10437 nucleotides long. RefSeq names its product VANGL planar cell polarity protein 1 (gene VANGL1). The record is from RefSeq and is a predicted model, not a curated record. Gene Ontology annotation, cellular component: membrane. NCBI's taxonomy places the organism in Eukaryota, Metazoa, Chordata, Mammalia, Didelphimorphia, Didelphidae. Gene Ontology annotation, biological process: multicellular organism development.